AUGCAAUUAUUCGUCAAGACACUCACUGGUAGAACCAUCACAUUGGAGGUCGAGUCCAACGACUCGAUUGAAAAUGUGAAGAGCAAAAUCACAGAUAAGGAAGGAAUUCCAGCAGAUCAACAACGUUUAAUCUAUGCAGGAAAACAGCUGGAAGAUGGAAGAACUCUUUCCGACUACAACGUUCAAAAAGAUUCCACACUUCAUUUGGUUCUUAGACUGAGAGGUGGUAUGCAACUAUUUGUCAAAACCUUAACCGGAAAAACAAUUACAUUGGAGGUCGAGUCUAAUGACUCGAUUGAGAACGUCAAAUCCAAGAUUUGCGAUAAGGAAGGAAUUCCAGCAGAUCAACAACGUUUAAUCUAUGCUGGAAAGCAAUUGGAAGACGGAAGAACUGUUUCUGAUUAUAAUUUGCAAAAAGAUUCAACCAUUCAUCUCGUGUUGAGAUUACGUGGAGGAGUCUCACUGCUUGGUAGUCUCAACAACGAUUGGUGUAAUAGCCCGACCAGUCGGAGGGUGAGCACAUUGACGAAAUGGAUGUGCAUAACGAUAAUGGCCCUCUUAUUCUAUUCCUUCCUCAAUAUAUAUCCUUCAAAGUCUAUCUAUGUACAGUCCAAACCCGUUGAAGCAUACUAUGCAGACUUUGACGUUACAAAACUCCCUAACGGAGCGAUUUAUCCCAGCUCUCCUCUCUUUGCAAAUAUAUUCUUUAAGAAUGGCACCAUGACCCAGUUCGCAAAAGACUUUGCAGCCAACAAGUAUGUUUGGAAUGAAGAAUUUUGUUUACUUGACUCGGACGGUGAUGGGCUAACAAACGGUGAUGAGUUGGGCGAUCCAUGCUGUUAUUGGUCCUCAGGAAAUUCGGCAGCUAGAAGAUAUCUAUUAAGUGAAUUGAGCGACCCAUCCGAUAAUUCAAGUGUCGCAAAUUUUUCAUCGGCUGCAAAUGUUUCAGUAGUGGAGGAUCUAGUUGCCAUACCGACUCAUUUUAGUAUUGAAUUGAAGUGGAAGUUGUCCAAUGAUACUACGAAUGUUAUUUGUUAUUAUCAAAUCCAAAUGUCAACCUUGAAUGCCUUGGGAUAUUCCACUGUCAUGUACAAGACACACAAUGCUAAUUCCUAUACUAGAUACAAUUUAGAUCAAAACACAACUUAUUCUUUCAGAAUUUUGCCCUAUAACAAGUUUAAAGGUUAUUCUCCGUACGGUGUUGGAAAACAAUCCAUUAUAUUUGCAAAAACCUCUGAAGACCCAUAUGGACAGGGUAUAGGUGAUAAUUGCCCGCCAAAUGUUAUUAAGUGGUCAGAAUUGUUCUCAAACCUUACUUCCUUCAAUUUUACCUCAGAAGAAACUGUUGUCACAACCACCAACUUUACCGUCUGCACCAACGUGAGCUCUGUUCAACAGGUGAAUGUGUCAAGCACCACCUACGUUUGUCAGUACAAUUACUUUAUCACUGCAUGCAGCAACUCAACAAGCAACGCCUCUGCCGUGAACAUGACCAUCUGUAACACCACUGCCGCAACGUUGGAUGAUUUAUGCGAUUGGUUUUAUGAUUGUGAAUUUGUAUGUGAUUACAACACUACAGAGAAUUGCACAACUCAGUUCACUAACUGUGAUGAGUUUACGUAUGAUGAACCCGACUGCAUCAACACUACAAUCACUAGAACCUAUGAUUGCUUUGCAAAAACAAUCAAUACCACAACAGAAGCUAACACAACCUCAGUUGUUUGCAGUGAACAAUCAAUGUCAUCAAACUCAACUCGUAGUGUACUUACGAUACCUAAGAACUACACAGUAUUAUUGGACACAAGCCCCCCAAUGCUUCAGGAUAUUCGAGUGUUUGGAUGCUUAAUUUUCAGUGAUGAAAAAGAUAUUGAAAUGCAUUUUGAAACAAUGGUAGUGACAGGCUCUCUUCAAAUUGGAAACGAAUCUAAUCCCUACAAACACAAUGCAACAUUAACUCUGCAUGGAAAAAAGAAUGAAUUUAGUGAAAAAGGUCUGGGAAACAAAAAUAUUGCAAUCACAAGCGGUGGAGUAUUGAGUCUUCAUGGUAAACCUCAUCAAGUAACAUGGACUCUUUUACAAAAAACCACCAAAGUUGGAGACACCAUUAUCACAGUAAUUCAGGAUACGUUGUGGGAUGUGGGAGAUGAAAUCGUGUUAGCCUCAACUGAUUAUGAUAUGAACCAGGCGGAAAGAAGGAUCAUAAUCACUCGAUUUAACAGCACAACCUUUGAACUUAACGCUCCUCUUCUCUAUAGUCAUUAUGCAGAUACAGAAUACUACACAAAAUCAGAUGGUACCGUCGUUGAGUUUGAUCAACGAGGAGAAGUUGGUCUAUUAACUCACAACAUUCGCAUUCAAGGAGAUCAGGAUAGUGACCUCACUUUAUUUGGAGGUCAUACAAUUUACAUGAAGUCAUCCAAAUACAUCAAAUUGAACAAUGUUGAGUUUAGAAGAAUGGGACAAGCUGGUGUACUAGGCCGCUAUCCAGUUCACUUUCACAUGUUUGGAAACGCUUCUUCAUCUUACAUCAAAAAGCUUAGUAUUCAUGACACGUACCAGCGCGCUGUAACGUUCCAUGGAGUUCAUAAUUUGCAUGCAGAAGGUUUAGUAGCAUACAAUAACUUUGGUCAUGCUUUUUUCCUAGAAGAUGCAGUGGAAGAAGGAAAUUUGAUCGAAAAUUGCUUGGGUCUUGUCACAAAAUCAAUUCCAGAUUCAAGAGCCAUUCUUUCGCCAACAAACUUUGACUCUACUCCUGCAACUUUCUGGAUGACAAACCCUAAUAAUAUUCUCAUCAAUAACAGAGCGGCUGGUUCGGCUGGUUCUGGAAUAUGGUAUCAACUGGAACCAUAUAGUCUUGGACCAAAUAUGUCCCCAUACAUUCAACCACGAAAGUGGUAUUGGGGAAAGUUCUUUAACAACACUGCGCAUUCAAACGCUGUUCAUGGUCUGAAUUUAUGGCAUGAUUUCUUCGUUUGUACGGAUCCAAGGUUGGAGAUUUUUCAACGUAUUUAUUGUGGUACUACUGCAAAUCCUUGGGCAGUUGCUGAGUUUACAAAGUUAGUAUCGUUCAGAAAUAGACAACAAGGCCAAUUUGCUUAUGUACAAGGAGAUAUUAGAAUGAAAGAUAGUAUCUAUGCAGAUAAUCCUAUUGGCUACACUUUUAACGUGAUUCACCAAGACUCCUUUACAGUUAAAGAUUGCAUUUUCAUUGGAGAAUCAAAGAAUAAGGGUAAUACCAAUAAUUGCCAAACUGGAUGUUAUAGAUGCGGUAAUGAUUACAAAAAUCCCAAUUCUACCUACAAUCGCUCCUUUGCAAAUUACAGAAGCCAGCCCAUUGUUGGAAUUCAAUUCCACAGAGAUGGCAAACCUAUGCUCUUGGAUGGUGUAGAAUUUUUCAAUUAUGUUGACAAUUGUGAUAGAAGAGCAAAUGCCUUGGACAUCAAAAAUGAUGCUAUGGCUCAUAUGGAACAAGGUGACUACAAGGUGAAAAACUUGAAAUUCCAUAAUUCUAACAUUCUUUAUCUUCUGGUUGGAAAAACAACCAAUUUAGUUGACAAUUACAAGCAUGCGGUCAUUAUCGACCUGGAUGGCUGUCUGUCCAACUCCCUAACUCUUCCUGCUGAAUUUAAUCCAAUUAAUUCUCGAAUAAUACCAGCCAACUCGAUUAUGGUGAAUUUCGACAAGUGUUUCUACGUUAGCAUAUGGAAUGCUUAUAUUUGUGAUCAAUCUGUGAACUGGGCUAAUUUCGACGUUAUUACUCCUGCAAUAACCAACAGCGUAGACUCUACUCGAGUAAACUCAUCGAACGGAUUUCAUGAAGAUCUUCAAGGUCAGCUUUCCACAGGCGGAGAAUGGAAAUACAGAGCUCGUUUUCUAGAUAACAGUACAUUCAACUACACGUUUGAAUGGCUUGGAAAAGUUGGAACUCCGGAAAAGAUCAAUUUCGUUUGGAAAGGUACAGACCCUAUUAGUUUACUUUUAAAAAUUACCAUGUGGGGACCAGUGAACAUUAACAUUGUUUCAAGCAACCAAGAGCUUAUUCUUUCUCCUUCAAAUAGAACAGAUGGUUCAGCAACCUACAAUUGCAAGACAAACACAGUUUCUCUGACUGUUAAAUCGUCAUCAACACUGUUUAUCAAUGAUGCUACUUAUGUGCCUCCUGAACUUGAUUGCAUUACUUUUGACAACUCGCUAUGUUCAAACUUUUCAAACUGUGGUGGAGCUAAAAGAGGCAAGUGCGUAGGACUGAAUGAAUGUGUAUGUCGGUGGGGAUGGACAGAGUCUGAUUGCUCGACAUAUCAUUGUGCUCAUCGUGAGUGGUGUAACGGGCAUGGUACAUGCGUUGGCCCCAAUAUUUGUGCAUGCUUCCCUGGAUUCGCUGGACCUAUGUGUAACAAAGUUGAAGAAUUCGAAUUGUUCAAUAGAGUACUUGCCUUUGGAGAUAUUCACAUUAGAACACUCGACAAUCAGAAUUAUACCUUUAACUCUGUAGGAGAGUUUUAUUUAUACAAAUCUGCAGAGUUGGAUUUACAGGGACGAUUGAAACAGUGUACAUCAACCUCUAAAACGUCAUGUAUGAAAGCAAUUGCAUUUUCAAAUGGAAAUGAUACUGUAGUUGUAACAUCUGAUGGAAAAUCAAAAGUACUAGUCUAUGUUAACCAAGAGUUAGUUGAUCUUUCCAAAACCACAGUCAAUAUGAUUGGCGUUGAAGCAAAUUCUACUUUUAAAAUUCCAUCCAACUUGCAAAAGUUCUACGACCAGAUCAAGUAUCAGAGAGACCCUAUUACAAAUGAAAUUCCUACCAUUCCAAAAGAAUCUCUUGCUUUUAAGCCUCCCACACAAGCUAUUUAUGUGCUUAAUGGUGGAGCUACUAUGGUAGAAGAACAGGAUCCUUCUAACUUUGUUUAUGGAGAAAACGGUACUGUGAUUCCUUUCAAUAUCGUUGUCAUCAAGUUUUCUACAGGGUUCAAGGGACAAAUUCGUUUGAAGAAUGAUGGUGUUGGAUGGCUUAGUGUUUCUUUCUCUCCAUCAAAAGACACCAAUUACACUGGAAGUGAUCGUGGUGGCUUGUAUGGCACCUUAGAUAGCAAUCCCAAUAACGAAUAUACAUUAAGGAAUGGUGUUGUUCUUACUACUCCUUCUCCCGUAGAAAUUCACAGCAUUUUCGGAGAAAGUUGGAGAGUUCCAAAGACUGAAUCUAAAUUUUUCUAUGUCCCACCAGAAACAUAUGAAUCUCUUAAUCCAGUUGAUUUUGUUCCUGCCAUGACCGCUACCACUGAAAAUAAGACACUUCAAGCAUUGGCAGAGAGAGUUUGCAGUAACUUAGGAUUGACCGAUGAGUUUUAUCAAUCAUGUUUGUUUGACGUGAUACAAACAGGAGAUGUAGAAUAUGCAAAAGCAAGUGCUGGUGCUGCCUCUCAAGACCAAUGUGAAACCAACUCUACCGCUUGUCAGACAGUCACCUGUCCAAACUUUUGCAAUCUUCAUGGAAAGUGUGUCUCUGGUAAAUGUUAUUGCGAGAUUAGUUGGACUGGCGACGAUUGUGGAACUGCCUCAAACACUUUGCAAAUCAUUGGAAUUGUUAUUGGAAGUAUUUUUGGGUCUAUUUGUAUUAGCGCUUGUUUGUGUGUGUGCGUAGCUUGCUCUCUUUAUAGAUUCUCUAAACGUCAAAAGAAGGGAUAUAGGCUUUCUAGAAUGGUGAGCAUUGUCCCAACUCAAUUCAACAAACAAGAUGAGUUAACGGAGAUGGACUUUGAUAUGCAGAACAUCCAUAUGACCGAUACAAAUUAUGGAGAAUUGCUAUUCACAAAGAAGCUUCGAUAA
Molecule: messenger RNA, 5823 nt
Organism: Naegleria lovaniensis
Lineage: Eukaryota; Heterolobosea; Eutetramitea; Acrasida; Naegleriidae
Exons: 3
Coding region: 1-5823 (1940 amino acids)
Molecular function (GO): protein binding
Source: RefSeq, a predicted model, not a curated record